Molecule: messenger RNA, 3559 nt
Organism: Mya arenaria
Lineage: Eukaryota; Metazoa; Mollusca; Bivalvia; Myida; Myidae
Exons: 12
Coding region: 476-1918 (480 amino acids)
Biological process (GO): L-homoserine metabolic process
Molecular function (GO): L-serine O-acetyltransferase activity; homoserine O-acetyltransferase activity
Source: RefSeq, a predicted model, not a curated record
UUAGAUCGCUAAAACUGAACUCUAACAUAAACCUAAUAGCUCUUACGAAUAUGAACAAUACAUUUAAAGCUUAAACUAACAGGAAGAUAUUUCAAAAAGUAAACAUAUACAGUACUUAAAGGCGUGUGAUAAUUUUGAGUUAUUAGCUGAAGAAAUGAGAAUUGCGUGACAUGUUUACUUUUGUAUUUUUUUAUCAGAUGAACAAAUGGAGUGUUAAUAUGUUUGCAAUGUCAAUAGUCGAAGUGCCAAUAUAUACUUUGAUAAAAGUAUAGGUAUACCAUCUAACGACAUUAUACACGAAUGAUGAAUGUGAUCGAGGCCACGUUAUACAUGUGAGGCAUUUAUUAUUGGGAAUUCAUAGUCGAUGUCGUCUGCACCAUAUUUCGUCCGGUAGUUUGUGAACGAAAAUAUUUUUUUCCUGGAUACUGUUCAGGAUUUCCGUGAACGAAAAACGUUAAGCCACUAAACUGCAAAAAUGCUUGGAGGACUAAGGGCGAUUCUAACUCGGCCGAAAUGCUUGGAAUGUUAUUCGGCAGCGUUACAAAAAUCUUCAGGAUAUGAAUACAGACAUAUCAGGACAUUUUACUCUGGGUACCAGAGACGCUUGCUCCAAAAGUUGGACCCAGAGGAGGUGGAAUGCCCUCAAAUUGGCAGAUAUGAACUUCCGCAAGUGAAAGUGCCCAAUAUUCCACUUGAGGAUUUAUUAACUUUUCGUGGGAUGGACACGGAUUUUCCCUGCUUGACUCGAAACAAGGCAACUGGACCGGAACCACAAUACGGAAAGAUCGUUUCCGGUUACAAGACGUUCAGCACGGGCAAACCGUUCUUCCUCAAAUAUAAUGGCGCGGUUUUACCGGAACUAAAUGUCGCCUAUGAGACGUGGGGAAAGCUUAAUGCGGAUAAAACAAACGCCGUGCUCAUCCAUGCCGGGUUGUCUGCAAGUUCUCACGCCCGAAGUCAUGAGGAUAAUCCCGACCCAGGCUGGUGGGAGAGGUUUGUUGGCCCUGGUCUGGCCGUGGACACGGAUGAAUUCUUCGUUAUAUGCACAAACAAUCUGGGUGGAUGUUACGGAACUACAGGGCCUUCGAGUACCAAUCCAUUGACUGGAAAGCCCUUCGCAACGACAUUCCCCGUGGUGAGCGUGGAUGACAUGGUGUCCGCGCAGUUUGCCUUGCUGGAUCAUCUCGGCAUCGACAAGUUGCAUGGGAGUGUGGGCUCCUCUCUGGGCGGUAUGGAAUCCCUAACCGCUGCUGCCCUCUUCCCUGAUCGAGUUGGAAGGAUGGUUUCAAUCUCAUCGUGUGCUCAGACCCACCCUUCGUCAAUAGCGGUCCGCUACCUGCAGAGAAAGUGUAUCAUGUGUGACCCGAACUGGAACAAGGGACACUACUAUGACAAAAAGUAUCCCAAGAUGGGAAUGAAGUUGGCUAGAGAGAUUGCGACAAUGACCUACCGUAGCGGACCGGAAUGGGACGACAGGUUUGCUCGUAAGCGUAUAGAUGAAACCAAGCCCGUCACCCUGUGUCCGACCUUCAUCAUUGAAAGCUACAUCGAGUAUCAAGGAGAGAUGUUUAGUACAAAGUUUGACCCGAAUUCUCUCCUGUAUAUCUCCAAGGCGAUGGACAUUUUUGACAUCUCUGAGGGUUACAAUAACCUACAAGAAGGCUUAGCCCGAGUCAAGUGCCCAGCGAUGGUGGUCGGGGUCAAAACUGACAUCCUGUUUCCCAUUAUACAACAGAGAGAACUGGCCUACAAUCUUUCGCAGUCAGGCAACAAGAACGUGACCUACUACGAAAUUGACUCCAUCUAUGGACACGAUACGUUCCUACUUGACCUAAACAACAUUGGCACAGCAGUAAAGGGAUUUCUGGAGACAAAAAUAGCGAAAGACCCAACGAUUAAUAUUAUUUCACAGUGGUAAGUGGCGAUAUUAUCUGGACGAUGGCCGGGCGGUUUGGCUGUUAGGAGAGACCUAAUCAUAGGAGCAACUAUGCCCUUGUACGCUACUUUUUCUGAUAAUAUCAGCAAAAACUAGUAGUAUUUAGAUUACAUGAUAAAUUAAGAACCUCCUCUUAGCAAUUCCUUCCGAAGAUUUUUUCGAGCAAGCUGAAUUAAUUAUAACAUUUUUACCAACUACAUAUCAUUGUACCAUGCUUUAAUUCCCAUUUAUAUAAUAUUGUUUGUUUUUUCAUGUCGAAAAAUACAUUGAUCUUAUGUUUCUUGUUAGCAAAUACUCGACUUUAAAUAAAGAUUCUUUUAUCUUGUAUCUUGAUUGAUCACCUGUAUUAUCAUAAAUUGAUGUUAAAGACAUUUAAUAUUUGAACGGUCGAGAGUUUGAUAAAAAAAUUUACGCUGAACGGAAUAGGUAUUUUUCUCAUUUCUUUGGACUUAUAAUAAAACCAUAUGGCCGUUAUUAAGGACAGCUUUUAUAAAAUCGUUGUACGUGUAUUAAAAAUGGCCGUAUUGUUUCAUUAUUUGAAUCGUUGUACGUGUAUUAAAGAUGGCCGUAUUGUUUCAUUAUUUGAAUCGUUGUACGUGUAUUAAAGAUGGCCGUAUUGUUUCAUUAUUUGAAUCGUUCUACGUGUAUUAAAGAUGGCCGUAUUGUUUCAUUAUUUGAAUCGUUGUACGUGUAUUAAAGAUGGCCGUAUUGUUUCAUUAUUUGAAUCGUUGUACGUGUAUUAAAGAUGGCCUUAUUGUUUCAUUAAUCAAAUCGUUGUACGUGUAUUAAAGCUGCACUCUCACAGAUUACCGUUUUGACAACUUUUUUUAUUUGUUUUUGUCUUAUAUGCAAACUAGUGAUAUAAGACUGCUGACCAAACAUCAGAUCGGAGAUUUUCAUAUUUUCGUUCGAAAAUUAAUGUUUUAUGGCUAAAAGCGUUACUUGCAGUAACAAGAAAAAUGCAUAAAACAUCAUAUUUUUUAUCCUAAAACAUAAAAAUCUGCGAUCAGAUUUUUUGUCAGCAGUCUUAUAUCACUGAAUAUCAUGCAUUUUCGCAUAAAUUGGCUCGUUCCAAGACAGACAAAUAAAAAAAUAUCAAAACGUUCAGUUUGUGAGAGUGCAGCUUUAAUGUUUCAUUGAUUGAAUCGUUGUGAUGGCCAUAUUGUUUUAUUUAAUUGUUAUAUGUGUAUUGAACAUGGCCAUGUAUUUUUCAUCUAUUUAAUAUUUGCUGCACAAAAUUUGUGCUGAGAAAUGUUUACAGCUUAUAUACGUUUCUUUGCAAAGGUCACCUGUGAUAUAAUCUUAUGAACGAAAACCACACUAUGCAAAACCUCUACAUCCAGAUUGUUGUAUAUAAAUGAAAUGUUGAUUACAAGAUGUUCCGUGUAAAGCUGCACUCUCACAGAUUGAACGUUUUUAUAACUUUUUUUUAUUUUUUUGUCUUGAAAUGAGCAAUUUUUGCGUAAAUAUUUGCAAACCAGUGAUAAAAGACUGCUGACAAAAGAUCAGAUCGCAGAUCUUCAUAUUUCCGUUCAAAAAUUAAUGUUUUAUGGCUAAACGCAUUACUAGCAGUUUAAGAAAACAAUGCAUUAAACAUCAAUUUUUGAGCUUAAAUAUAAAAAU